Paramuricea clavata is the source of this 170-nucleotide messenger RNA. The record is from the annotation of a GenBank genome assembly. NCBI's taxonomy places the organism in Eukaryota, Metazoa, Cnidaria, Anthozoa, Malacalcyonacea, Plexauridae.
AUGGAAAAUAAUAUAUCAAAAAAGAGCAUGUUAAAUUUAGAGAACUAUUUACCAAGUACUAGUGAAAGUAGUAAUUUACUUAAAAAUAACUACAGAAUAGAUCCUUCAGGCAAAGACCAAACAAACAGGAAUCCAACAGAUUAUUUGGUUUUAAAGAUUUGGAGAGAUGG